AAGUGGCCAUGGCUGCAAAAAUGUUUCUUCUCAUGCUUUUGCAAACCCUCAUCCAGUACCCACAGAUGGUGGGUGAUGGGCUGGAUGAGGACACCCGUCUGCACAUGGAGCUGCGUGCAAAGCUCCUGGACAGAGAGAUGACUCGGUUGCUGCAGGAGCUGGAGCAGAGCAGCCUGGAGCGCAGUGUCAGGGCCUGGGGAGCCCUGCUCUGGGCUGCCUUGCAACAGGAGGACUUCUGUGCUCUGGCUGUAGUCCUGGGCCUCCUCCUGUGGCUGUGGUUUGUCUGCCGGAGAAGGAGCCACGAGCCAGACAACAAUGGUGAGGGGGAAGAGGAACAGAGAGAAGGCAAUGAAGAUGUCUAUGAAGAAGAAGAAGAACUCACUUUUGAGAAUGCCCUGAGAUGGGUUUUAGUGCACAUGAUAAAGUGGCCUGUUCAGGAUCUGAAGAGAGGUUGCAAAGACACAACUGUCCUGAUGGACAACUUCACCUUUGUCUUUGGACACCUCUUGUCAAACAGUUCAUACCCAGUGCCGCAACGAGCCAUUGGGGUGGGCAGUGCCUUUGAAGGUUGGAGUCCCCGGGAGGAGGAUGUGGUGUACCGUGUCCUUGUACCUCUCACUCCUCCCCCGAGCCACACCUUCCAUCUGGAGAUGGACACUUCAGGGCACAUACCCGGCAGGAACUUCUUCAUCCGCGUGGAGCCGGUGUGCACCUGCCCAAGGGAGCAGCAGGAUGAGAACGUGCUGUGCUCCCUCCACCACCCAGAAGAAGAGCAGAGGAGGAAUGAGGAGCCCAACUUCCUAAACACCCUCUGCACUGGCUCCUACCUGGAUGUGGAGAAAACUGCCCGCUGGUUCUACCAGUUGGUGAGAGCGUCCUGGCCGGCUUUGCCUCAGUCACACAGUUGGCAAUUAGUGCUGCUGCCCUCCAGCCGCUGCUGCAAAUUCAAGGUGACCAGAGGCAGAGAGAGCCUGACGGUUGAGCUGCUCUUUGGGGUGCAAGUAGGCAAUUCAGACAUCUAUGUGAGCAGCCAGCCUACAGAGGCCCUCUUCACCCCAAGCACAAUGUGGCCUGAGACCUACGCCGUGGCAGAGAUGAAAUUCUUCAGGCACAUUGCCAAUCAGGCUCCACGUGACAGCUGGCACCUCAGAUGCCUGCAGCUCUUUGCCUGUGCUCUGGUGGGCAUAGGCUUCUCCACUUACAUGAUGAAGACCAUUGUGAUGCACCUCCUGAACACCAUACCCGUGUCACGGUGGUGCAAGAGGCAAGUCUUGCGGCGGCUGGCUGAUACCAUGGAGUACCUGCGUGGCUCCCUGGAGGAGAAACGCCUUGACCACUUUGUUGUGGGCAACCGGACAUUUCCUCAAGAGAUUCUCUUGCCCCCGGAUGUCAAAACGGCCGAGCCACCCAACCUCUUCCAUCGCCUGGCGCAGGAUCCGGCCGCCCACACCCAGGCGAUGAGGGAGUACCAACAACUUUGGGAUCGGAUCGAAAGAAUUGUCGUCUACGGCCAGUGAAAGACGUCUUCACAUAGAGAGCUGUGCUUGUGGGGCUCACAGCUGCUCAAAGACAACCACCUCAUACCACAAGGAAAAAGAGAGGAGGAUGUGGGACAGAGAGAGGGAAGGGAAAACCCUGUGCAGCAGACUCUGCCAUCAGCAUUCCCCUCUCAGCAGUCUGCCCAGCACAGCCUGCAGUGAUGACCAGGGGGGCUACAAAGAUGACUUUCAUCCUCCUUU
Molecule: messenger RNA, 1739 nt
Organism: Chiroxiphia lanceolata (lance-tailed manakin)
Lineage: Eukaryota; Metazoa; Chordata; Aves; Passeriformes; Pipridae
Product: inositol 1,4,5-trisphosphate receptor-interacting protein-like 1
Exons: 2
Coding region: 9-1517 (502 amino acids)
Cellular component (GO): membrane
Source: RefSeq, a predicted model, not a curated record